AUGUCGCAGUCCAAGGACUACGACGACAAACAUGACCAGACGAGCUCUGUCGAGAAGGGCGUCGUCCACGACUAUGUCGUUACGGAUACCGACAACCGCUACCACUUCGACGCGGCCGACCUUGACCGCGUCCAGCGGAAACUCAAGCAGCGUCAUGUCCAGAUGAUUGCGAUCGCUGGUACCCUCGGUACUGGUCUUUUCCUUGGUUCAGGGCACUCGCUUCAAGCCGCAGGACCGCUAGGCGCACUAAUUGCAUAUGCCCUCGUCGGCACCGCCGCCUACUCCUCCCUCUGCGCUAUCGGAGAGAUGACUUCGCAUGCGCCCAUUUCUGGUACCUUCCCUCAUUUUGCUGCGCGGUGGGUUGACCCCGCGUUUGGUUUCGCUGUUGGCUGGAACUACUUCUAUACCAACGCCAUCUCUGUACCCGUCGAGAUCACUGCUGCCGGUAUCCUCCUUACCUUCUGGGACGCCGAUAACAACCAUCAAGCCGCCUACACUGCUGCUAUUUGCGUCUUGGUCUGCGCUAUCAACAUUUUGGGAGUACGAUGGUUCGGUGAAUCGGAAUUCGUUUUCUCGAUCAUCAAGCUCCUCCUGAUCACGAUCCUCAUCAUCACUGGACUCGUGAUUGACCUCGGAGGUGGCCCCAAGCACGAUCGUCUUGGCUUCCGCGUGAGGCUUCUUGCCGUUGAUAUCGCCCCUGGACGCAGGUCUCGUUACUGGAAGAACCCUGGACCGCUUAAUGGCGCCGGGCUCGUACCGCAGCACAAGUCUCUUGACCAGUUCCUUGGUAUCCUUUCGGUGAUUGUGCAGGCGGCGUUCUCGUUCCAGGGUAUGGAGCUUGUCGCAAUUGCUGCGUCCGAGACGAUCAGCCCCCGCCGUAACAUCGCGAAGGCCGUUCGCCGUGUGUUCUGGCGUAUUUUGCUCUUCUACAUGCUCGGUGUCCUCAUCACCGGCAUGCUCGUACCAUACAACGACGAUUCGCUGCUGCAUUCGACCGGCACGGCCGCCGAGUCACCAUACGUUAUUGCCAUGACCCGUGCUGGUAUCAAGGUUCUUCCCCACAUCAUCAAUGCCGCUAUCUUCACCUCCGCCUUCUCCGCCGGCAACUCCUACCUGUUCUGCGCAUCCCGUGUCCUUUACGGUCUCGCGCUCCGUGGUCAGGCACCCAAGAUCUUCACCUACUGCACCAAGGGCGGUCUCCCUCUCGCUGCCGUCCUCGGUUCCAGUGUCUUCGCUCUCCUCUCGUUCAUGAACGUCGCGAGCGGUGCGGCAACCGUCUUCAACUGGUUCGUCAACUUGUCCACCGUUGGCGGUUUCUUCGGCUGGCUGUCGAUGAACAUCACCUACGUCUUCUUCUACCGCGGCAUGCGUGCGCAAGGUCUCGACCGCACAAAGCUCAUCUACCACAGCAAGCUGCAGCCCUACCUCGCGUACUGGGGUAUCGGCUGGAUCACCUUCUUCAUCCUCAUCAACGGCUUCGCCGUCUUCUGGGACUUCAACGCCGCUGGCUUCCUCACGGCCUACCUCAACAUCCCCCUGUUCUUCAUCCUGUACUUCUCGUACAAGAUCAUCAAGCGCACGAAGAUCUGGAAGCCCCAUGAAAUGGACUUCGUCACCGGUAUCCCCACUGUUGAGGAGACUGAGGUCCCCGAAGAGCCCCCAAGGACCUUCGGCGAAAAGGUGUUCAACAUCUUGUUCUGA
Trametes versicolor FP-101664 SS1 is the source of this 1701-nucleotide messenger RNA. RefSeq names its product general amino acid permease 1. The transcript has 11 exons. NCBI's taxonomy places the organism in Eukaryota, Fungi, Basidiomycota, Agaricomycetes, Polyporales, Polyporaceae. Bases 1 to 1701 code for a protein of 566 amino acids. Gene Ontology annotation, biological process: amino acid transmembrane transport. Gene Ontology annotation, molecular function: amino acid transmembrane transporter activity. Gene Ontology annotation, cellular component: membrane. The record is from RefSeq and is a predicted model, not a curated record.